Mauremys mutica (yellowpond turtle) is the source of this 1222-nucleotide messenger RNA. Its product is annotated as olfactory receptor 4D1-like. Gene Ontology annotation, molecular function: olfactory receptor activity; G protein-coupled receptor activity. The record is from RefSeq and is a predicted model, not a curated record. Gene Ontology annotation, biological process: G protein-coupled receptor signaling pathway. Bases 144 to 1085 code for a protein of 313 amino acids. NCBI's taxonomy places the organism in Eukaryota, Metazoa, Chordata, Testudines, Geoemydidae. The transcript is spliced from 2 exons. Gene Ontology annotation, cellular component: membrane.
GAGAACAGCAAACAGAGACUUCCCCUGUCUGUGCCUCGUUUCCCAAUUCUAAAACAGGGAUAAUGAAAGUGACCUCCUUUGUAAAGUGCUUUGAGAUCUACAUAUGAAAAACACAAAAAAGAGGCACAUUUUGCAAAUAAUAAAUGGAGAAGAAUCUCACCACCCCAGUAACAGAAUUUGUCCUCUUGGGUCUCACUCAGAAUCCUAAGCUGCAGCAAUUCCUCUUUGUGAUUUUCUUCAUCAUCUACAUGAACACUUGGCUGGGAAACUUCACCAUCAUCACCACCGUGAUCACCGACCGCCAGCUCCACACCCCCAUGUACUUCCUGCUGGCCAACUUGGCUUUCUUGGAUGUCAGUGAAUCAUCAGUAAAUGCUCCAAAAUUGCUCUCAGGUCUCCUCACCCAGAGUAAAACCAUCUCAUUCAAUGAAUGCAUCCUCCAGAUGUUCUUCUUCCACUUAAUUGGAGGCACUAUGGUCUUUUUACUUGUGGUUAUGGCUGCCAAUAGGUACGUGGCCAUCUGUAAACCACUGAGAUACAUGACUAUCAUGAGCCGGGUUGUGUGUGUGGUGUUAGCGUUAAAUGCAUGGCUGGGUGGAUUGGUUCACUCUGCUGUUCAGCUUGGACUGCUCCUCCAGUUGCCGUUCUGUGGUCCAAAUGUCCUGGACAAUUUCUACUGUGAUAUCCUGCAAGUCAUCAAACUGGCCUGCACCGACACUCACUUGGUUCAAUGGCAGAUGGUCUUCAAUGCUGGAGUGCUGCUCAUAAUAGUAUUCAUCAUUCUGCUGAUUUCCUACACUGUCAUCUUAGUCAAGAACAGGACACAUGUCAUGGAAGGGAAGCACAAGGCUCUGUCCACUUGUGGAACCCAGAUUACUGUGGUGUGUUUACAAUUCAUUCCCAGCAUCUUCAUUUAUGCUCGGCCCUUGAAGCAGUUCACGGUGGACAAGGUAAUAUCCGUCAUUUACACUGUAUUCACCCCGAUGAACUUGAUGAUCUACACGUUGAGAAAUGCCGAGAUGAAGAAGGCCAUCAGAAGACUGAUGAGGAGAAUGCUCUUCUCGGGGAGGGAAAGAGAGACAUAAUUGAUCUUCCAAUCUUACAUUUGUGUUAAAAAUCUAAUUUGUGCACUGUAUCAGACAGCAGAUAUAUGUGGCAUGUGAAAAGUGUGUGGAGUAAAAAGAGAUCAAAUACUGCACACUCAAGAGAAUCUGUGCUCACA